This is a messenger RNA of Balaenoptera ricei (Rice's whale), 1661 nucleotides long. It is a transcript of the gene SPR, whose product is annotated as sepiapterin reductase. Gene Ontology annotation, biological process: tetrahydrobiopterin biosynthetic process. The coding region runs from base 229 to 1032 and encodes 267 amino acids. Lineage: Eukaryota; Metazoa; Chordata; Mammalia; Artiodactyla; Balaenopteridae. The transcript is spliced from 3 exons. Gene Ontology annotation, molecular function: sepiapterin reductase (NADP+) activity. The record is from RefSeq and is a predicted model, not a curated record.
UUCCGGUUUAGUGCCUUGGCGCUCUCUCGGAGAUUGCAGACACCUCCACUUCCACCGCCAACUGCAAAGAAAAGUAGGGGCGGCUGGUCUCUGCCCGAAGCCUUAGGUUCCCGCCCGCACCGGGCGGGGCCUCCUCCUACUCCCACCGCGGCCCCUCCCACCGCGGCCGCCCCGCCCCGCCCCCUGCCGGGUCUUGGGAAGCGGCUCCAGAUUGCCGAGGUAGGAGGCAUGGAGGGCUUCGUCGGCGAGGUGGGCGGCCUGGGGCGCGCCUUGUGCGUGCUGACCGGGGCUUCCCGCGGCUUCGGACGGACGCUGGCCCAGCUCCUGGCCCCGCUGCUGUCGCCCGGCUCCGUGCUGGUCCUAAGCGCCCGCAGUGACGAGGCGCUGCGGCAGCUGGAGGCCGAGCUGGGCGCCGAGCGGCCCGGCCUGCGCCUCGUGCGGGUGACCGCCGACCUGAGCACCGAGGCCGGCUUGCAGCAGCUGCUCGGUGCCCUGCGCGAGCUCCCCAGGCCCGAAGGCCUGCAGCGAGUGCUGCUUAUCAACAAUGCCGGCAGUCUUGGAGAUGUGUCCAAACGCUUCGUAGACCUGGCUGACCCAGCUGAAGUGAACAACUACUGGGCUCUGAACUUGACCUCCAUGCUCUGCCUGACUUCCAGCAUCCUGAAGGCCUUCCCGGACAGUCCUGGCCUCCGUAGGACUGUGGUGAAUAUCUCGUCCCUCUGUGCUCUGCAGCCCUUCAAGGGCUGGGCACAGUACUGUGCGGGGAAGGCUGCCCGUAACAUGAUGUUCCAGGUUCUGGCCGCAGAGGAACCUAGUGUGAGGGUGCUGAGCUAUGCCCCAGGUCCCCUGGACACAGACAUGCAACAGUUAGCCCGGGAGACCUCUGUGGACCCAGACGUGCGAAAAAGGCUGCAGGAGCUGAAGACAAAAGGGGAACUUGUGGAUUGCAGGAUAUCAGCCCAGAAACUUCUGAAUUUGCUGCAAAAGGACAAGUUCAAGUCUGGAGCCCAUGUCGAUUUCUACGAUGAAUAAGCCCAUGUCCUUGGUUCUUAGGGCUUUCUUCCCCCUCUCAGGCAUGCCCAGGAGUCCUGUGCCUCCCCACAUCCUGCCACAGUGGCACUGCCAACCCUGCCUUACGCAGAUAAGCACUCAUGCUUACUGUCCUGCCCUCGGAUCCAGCCAGCUGGGAGGGCACCAGGUGGCUGGAGUUCCCAGUUCUCAGGAGUCUGUAUCGACCACCUUGAGUUAGGAGUAGGCUUAGGAGAGACAAGUUAUGGCUGUUGGUGUUCUCUCUCCCCAGGAAUAGAAUUUUAAGGAUGGGGAAAACAGGACAAGAAGCUAAAACACUGAAAAAAGGAGGAUGGGUCUCCUGCCCAUGGCAGGAGGGAAGAGUCCAUGGGGAAGAGGGGAUGAGCUAGGGCCAAAUAGGAGGGCCUAUGUAGAUUCACGGAUGGCCUGCAGGGAAGGGAGGACAACGCAAGUCUCAGCCCACAGGGAAGCUCCUUGCUCAGGGUAGCAGGACCUUCAGGUGAGCUCUGUGUCCUAAUUCUGAUGCUUCCUCCCUCCAGAACCUACCAUGUAUCCACCAGAUGGGGGAAAGGGCCCCGAGAGUUUAUGUACAUGUUAAAGGCAGAUACAAAUAAAAUGUGGAUUGUCCUUUA